GAAAGAAGGAGAGAGGCAGGCAGGGCAGCAUUGUUAUCUUAAGACACUCAUCUGGUGUCUGAGUCUGCAGGUGACACUGGUUAGGUACGGAGCGUGAAGUCGGAGUGGGGACGCACCGGGCUGCAGCUCUAGGAUGGAAUCCGCCUGCCUGCCAAGCGGCUCGCGGCUCAACCCGCAGCGCCUCCUCUGAGCUCGGCGGGUUCCGGAGGACUUGGGAAAUGCACCUGCCGCGCGCUCAGAGGACACCAGCAGGUCCUCAGGCAGCCGAAGGAGCCCAGACGCCCGAGGAACCGUUUCUGACCACGUACAAGGCACAGAUUUCGGAUGACAGGGCGGGUGAGUCUCUUUAGAGUUGGGGGAAAAAAAGGCAAGAUCUUUGGUUUCACCUCGGUCGAGGGACAGGGGACUUCUCAGUUGGCCUCCCACUUUCCUCACCUCUCCCACGCCGCGUGCGACCCAGCCUAGCGCUGAUCCCACUUCACAGAUGCUGUGGGUGCCUGGGAUGCUCGCUGCUCCGUGGCAAGGCAGCAGGCAAGUGGUCUAAACGCCGCCGCCGCCGCCGCCGCCACCGCCGCCGCCGCGGCAACAGCAAAGCCCAGAACAGGAGAAUUUGAAAAGAGACAUCCGUUCCCUCUCACAAGCUGAGGGGGGGAGGCAUUCGCAUUUCCCCAAAGGAGAAAGAGCCACAAGAAAUCAUGAAGUAAAAACUUUGGAAGGCUGCCACUGGAGAUGUUGCACAAAAACUGGGCGUCUUUUAGGAGUCUCCUCGCAGUCCUUGGUGUUUUGGGGAGCAGCUGAUACAGCAAGAAGGGCUCUUACAAGGAUUCAAGGUUGUUUACUGAGCAAAGCCAGAGGGCACAGAACAUCCCUGCGUCAUCAACUCCUGCUGAUCCCCUUCCCCAAGUUUGGAGCCCUGGAGGAGCAGCACGGAGUGGGAGAGCUUGGCGAGAGAAUGAAGACACUAACCGCCUGGGAGAAGCAUGAGGUGGCCGUGCAGCUCUCGGUUUAGAGGGCUUUGGCCGGAGGCCGCCCCAUGGGCAGUCCUGCUGGCACUAGGCGUGCCCGGGUGGGUGCUGGCUGUCUCGGCCACGGUGGCCGCUGUGGUCCCGGAACAGCAUGUCUCCUCGGCUGGUCAGGCUCCCCUGGACUGGCUGCUCACAGACCGAGGCCCCUUCCACCGUGCCCAGGAGUAUGCUGAUUUCAUGGAGCGUUACCGCCAGGGGUUCACUACCAGAUACAGGAUCUACAGGGAGUUUGCCCGAUGGAAAGUGAACAACUUGGCCCUAGAAAGGAAAGACUUCUUCAGUUUGCCCCUGCCUCUCGCCCCAGAGUUUGUCCGCAACAUCCGCCUCCUUGGAAGGAGACCCAACCUGCAGCAGGUCACUGAAAACCUCAUCAAAAAGUACGGCACUCAUUUCUUACUUUCUGCCACUCUUGGAGGAGAAGAGUCCCUGACCAUUUUUGUGGACAAGAGGAAACUAAGCAGAAAGUCAGAAACACUAGGAGGUGUUCCUGUAGUGGGGGGCACUGGGAACAGCUCUGCUGUGUCUCUGGAAACCCUGCACCAGCUGGCAGCCUCCUACUUCAUUGACAGAGAGAGCACACUGCGAAGACUUCACCAUAUCCAAAUAGCCACAGGGGCCAUAAAGGUCACAGAGACCAGGACCGGUCCACUGGGCUGCAGCAACUAUGACAAUCUGGACUCUGUCAGCUCUGUCCUGGUUCAGAGUCCAGAGAACAAAGUGCAGUUAUUGGGCCUGCAGGUGCUGCUCCCUGAACACCUGCGUGAGCGGUUUGUGGCUGCAGCACUCAGCUACAUCACAUGCAGCUCUGAGGGUGAGCUUGUCUGCAGGGAGAAUGACUGCUGGUGCAAGUGCAGCCCCACGUUCCCAGAAUGCAACUGUCCUGAUGCUGACAUUCAAGCUAUGGAAGACAGCUUGCUGCAGAUCCAAGACUCCUGGGCCACUCACAACAGGCAGUUUGAAGAGUCAGAAGAAUUCCAGACCCUGCUGAAGAGGCUCCCCAGCGACCGAUUCCUGAACUCCACAGCCAUCUCCCAGUACUGGACCAUGGACGCCAACCUCCAGCACCGUUAUCAGCAGCUGGGAGCCAGCUUGAAAGUCCUGUUAAAGAAGAUGCACCGGAUCGUCCGCCGCCUCUUCAAUCUCUGCAAGCGCUGCCAUCGGCAGCCUCGCUUCCGCCUGCCCAAGGAGAGAUCCUUGUCUUUCUGGUGGAACCGAAUCCAGUCCCUUCUCUACUGUGGAGAAAGCACCUUCCCUGGGACAUUCCUGGAACAGAGCCACAGCUGCACCUGUCCCUAUGACCAAUCUUCCUGCCAGGGCCCCAUUCCAUGUGCCCUGGGGGAAGGGCCUGCAUGUGCCCACUGUGCUUCAGACAAUACCACGCGCUGUGGGAGUUGUAACCCUGGUUAUGUGCUAGCCCAGGGACUGUGCCGGCCAGAGGUAGCCGAGUCCCUGGAGAACUUUCUUGGGCUGGAGACAGACCUGCAGGACCUUGAGCUGAAGUACCUGCUGCAGAAGCGAGAUAGCCGCAUUGAGGUGCACUCCAUCUUUAUCAGCAAUGACAUGCGUCUGGGCAGCUGGUUUGACCCUUCCUGGAGGAAGCGGAUGCUCCUCACUUUGAAGAGUAACAAGUACAAGCCGGGCCUGGUGCAUGUGAUGUUAGCCUUGUCCUUGCAGAUCUGCCUCACUAAGAACAGCACCCUGGAGCCCGUCAUGGCCAUCUAUGUGAACCCCUUCGGGGGCAGCCACUCUGAGAGCUGGUUCAUGCCUGUAAACGAGGGCAGCUUUCCAGACUGGGAAAGGACUAACGUGGAUGCAGCUGCCCAGUGCCAAAACUGGACUAUCACUUUGGGGAACAGGUGGAAGACUUUUUUUGAGACAGUCCAUGUUUACCUACGGAGCCGAAUCAAGUCCCUGGAUGACAGCUCCAACGAGACAAUCUACUAUGAGCCCCUGGAGAUGACUGAUCCCUCCAAGAAUUUGGGCUACAUGAAAAUCAACACUUUGCAGGUCUUUGGCUACAGCCUGCCCUUUGACCCGGAUGCUAUCCGAGACUUAAUUCUCCAGCUGGACUACCCGUACACUCAAGGUUCCCAGGACUCUGCACUCUUACAACUCAUUGAGCUUAGAGACCGGGUGAACCAACUCUCUCCCCCUGGCAAAGUCCGGCUUGAUCUUUUCUCCUGCUUGCUCCGCCAUAGGCUCAAGCUGGCCAACAACGAGGUGGGCAGGAUCCAGUCCUCCCUGAGAGCUUUCAAUUCCAAGCUGCCAAAUCCUGUGGAGUAUGAGACAGGCAAACUCUGUAGCUAAUGGGGGAACUACCCCAGUGCUGGUCAGAGAGUUGAUCCACACAUUCAGGGUGCAAAGAUAAUCCAAGCCCUCACCUCAGUGCCAACAGAGUGCUUCUAAGAGACUUUUAGCACCUGGGAGAUAGGAGCUCAAGGCUUGGACUGAAGCAGGCGAAAAACAAUGAAACAGCCACUGCACACAUGCACAAGUGCAUAUAACACCCUACCACACACACUCACAGGGAGGCCACAGCCCAGCCACCUCGAAUCUGUAAAGUUGGUGCUCUCUAAAAUGAAUGCAGUUGAAGAAGAACCAAGGAAGAGAUAAAAGAGCUGGCUAAACCAGGAAAGAAAUGACUGAAAAAAAUACAUUUCAAAGUGAUUCUUGUCAUCUAGGAUAGCAAGAGGGACAGAAGUGGGAGGGACAGGAGACCUCCCCUCUGUGGAGUCACUUUUGUAUUCUUUUUAACCAGAUUUCUUAAAAUGUCAUUGUUCUGUGACUCCCUGCACUGCUUCUUACUCUGUACAGUGCCUCCCUGCACCCUGGAGGCCUUGGUGUCCUUGGAAAGUGUGUGCAGUGCUAAAGCAGAGGAGCUCACGCUAAGGGCAGGUCACGGCCUCUUUGCUCCCUCCCCCACUUCUUCCUCCUGCCAGCUCCCUCACUUUCUUGGCCUCCCCAGUUUCAGAGUUUUGACUUGUUCCAAGAGCCCCUCACAGUUCAUCCAGAGCCCUCUUCCCACAGCACCCAUCUGUUCAAGGAAGCAGUUUUGUCAAGUUAGAGAGACAACAUAUAUGGAAAUGUUCUUUUUAAAAAAAAACAACAAAACAAAAAAUAUUUAUUUUGUGAUUGUUUUCUUGUCAACCUGCUCCAGUCACAUGAACCUCUGAGUAAAGUUUUACUUGGUUUAACACA
This is a messenger RNA of Rattus norvegicus (Norway rat), 4223 nucleotides long. Lineage: Eukaryota; Metazoa; Chordata; Mammalia; Rodentia; Muridae. The record is from RefSeq and is a predicted model, not a curated record.